Trifolium pratense (red clover) is the source of this 1000-nucleotide messenger RNA. RefSeq lists its product as uncharacterized. The coding region runs from base 139 to 771 and encodes 210 amino acids. Lineage: Eukaryota; Viridiplantae; Streptophyta; Magnoliopsida; Fabales; Fabaceae. Gene Ontology annotation, cellular component: nucleolus. The record is from RefSeq and is a predicted model, not a curated record. Gene Ontology annotation, molecular function: RNA binding. The transcript has 10 exons. Gene Ontology annotation, biological process: maturation of LSU-rRNA from tricistronic rRNA transcript (SSU-rRNA, 5.8S rRNA, LSU-rRNA).
AAGCGGGUCAGCCCGGUUCAUCGUCGUUAAAAGAAAAAGAAAAAGAAAACAGUUAAAUUGUUGAAGUAACGAAAUCGGUGUUUGCUCUGAACCCUAACACAGUUACAAACGCCACCUUCAACCACCGUUUCAGUUGUGAUGGGGACCAAAGCAAAGAAAGCUACUGUCAAGAAGAGUUUGAAAAAGGCUAAUGCUAUUAAACCAUCUGAAGCUGCUGAUUUUUUGCCGUUGGAAGGCGGUCCUGCUCACAAACUUCCGAAUCUUAAACCAUUGGAAAAUGCUUCCCCUGUUUUGUAUAUUGGUAGGAUUCCACAUGGAUUCUAUGAGAAGGAGAUGGAAGCUUAUUUCGCACAAUUUGGUACCAUUAAGAGAUUGAGAAUUGCCAGAAAUAAAAAGACUGGAAAGUCAAGACAUUUUGGGUACAUUGAAUUUGAAUCUCCUGAGGUAGCAAAAAUUGUGGCCGAUACUAUGCACAAUUAUUUGCUUUUCGAACACCUUCUUCAGGUUUCCGUGGUACCUUUAGAACAUGUUCAUCCCAGAUUAUGGAAAGGAUUCAAUUACCGCUACAAACCCGUGGACUCUCUCCAAAUUGAACGAGAGCGACAUGACAAGGAAAGAACAUUGGCAGAACACAGAAAGUUGAUCGACAGGGUUAUGAAACGUGACCAAAAACGACGUAAAAGGAUAGAGGCUGCUGGCAUUGAAUAUGAAUGUCCCAAGAUUGUCGGUAACCUCCAGUCUGCUCCAAAGAAGAUAAAGUUCGAAGACUGAGUAGAUGAAGGUUGAUGCUGGUCUAUCAUGCUGGUCUAUCAUGCUGGUCUAUCAUGUUCUUAGGAUUUUAAAAAUUACUAAUGUAAUAUCCUCUUUGGAGGGGCAAGAGCUUCCAAUUUUGAGACUUUAUAAACAUUAUGAAAAAUAUUUGUAGAAGUGUUAUCCAUUAGUGUUUGUUGCAGUUAAACACCUUCGUUAUGGCGAGUUGAUAAAUAUUGAAUUCUCUUUA